AUGGUUCUCUUCAAUCGUCUAGGCCUGGCCGAUACUCCUAAGGAGGUUUUCAAUUAUCGUCUAUUUUGGGCUGUGGGGGUCUUCGGUAUCCUUGGGGCGGGUAGAGGAAUUGACGAAGGCCUCGUCGGUGGCAUGAUCACAAUGCAAAGCUUCAAAGAGGAAUUUCUAUUGGAAAUGGGCUCCGCUGAAGAGGUCGCUAACCGCGAAUCCAAUAUUACAAGUAUGGUACAACUCGGCUCUAUAGGCGGUGCUUUGCUGGCGUUUCUUCUGUGUGAUCGCAUCGGUCGUGCAAGAUCACUUCAAGCACUCACUUUGCUUUGGGGUCUCGGCUUCGUAAUUGUGAUUACCAGUUUUGGCAACAUUGGACAAAUUCUCGCCGGUCGACUUUUGGCUGGUCUCGGUGUUGGUAUGACUACUGUCGUUGGCCCGACGUAUCUAGCAGAGGUUGCCCCAAAGGCGAUUCGUGGUAUGUUGACGAAUAUCUUUGCUGGUGCUGUUUACUUCGGUGUUAUGGUUGCCUAUUUUGCGAAUUGGGGUUGCUCGGAGAAUAUAUCGGGUUCUUCGCGCUCUCAGUGGGUGAUUCCGCAGUCAAUUCAUAUCAUGUUCGCAGGAGUCAUCUUCCUUGCAUCUUGGACCGUUCCAGAGAGUCCUCGCUUCCUUGUAAUGAAAGGAAAGGAUGAAGAAGCUCUGACGAAUCUCUGCACGCUACGCCAGCUUCCUAUGGAUCAUCCAAGCAUCACUUCUGAAAUUCUCGACGUCCGUGAUCAGCUGGAAAGGGAACAGGAAAGCACCCGAGGCUCUUCAUUCUACGGCAAACUAAAGGAACUUUUUACAGUUCCAGCAAAUCGCUAUCGUUUGAUGCUGGGUGUGAUGUCUCAGCUACUCGGGCAAUGGUCUGGCGCAUCAGCAAUUACUAUCUACGCAACCAGCUUCUUCGCUGCGCUUGGCAAGACUGGCAGAAGCGAGCAGCUCUUUGCCACAUGCAUCCUUGGUGUUGUCAAAUUUUGUUCUGCCUACAUCUGCGCAUUCUUCCUUGUUGAUUUCUUCGGUCGUCGUCGCUCCCUUUACACAGGAAUCAUGCUGCAGACUGUUUCCAUCUGCUAUAUCGCAAUUUAUCUGGCCAAAAUCCCAGCCUCGGCACGUGUCGACGACACGAGCGGUAUUACGGGAUCUGCUAAACGCGCAGGCAUUGGCGCAAUUGCAGCCAUCUACCUUUCUGGAUUUGGUUGGGCGAUGGGUUGGAAUUCGUUCCAAUAUUUAGUCAAUGCGGAGAUAUAUCCCAGUCGGCUGCGUGCCAUCGGGUCAUCUCUCGUGAUGUGCAUCCACUUCGCCAAUCAGUUUGGCAAUACUAAGGCUGUACCUAGUAUGGUCAUUGCCAUGACGAAUUACGGCUUCUUUUUCUUUUGUACUGCGGUAUGUGUCCUCGGCUUACUGUGGGUUUGGUUUUUUGUUCCCGAGACUGCUGGAAGGAGUCUUGAGUCAAUGGAUGCCUUGUUUGCUCUGCCUUGGCAUCAAAUUGGUCGCCAUGGGAAAGACCUUUCCCCUGUUGGCAUUGAUGGUUUCAACGAGGAUGAUCUGGAGAAACCCAACGUGAUUCAUCGGGAAUGA
Penicillium antarcticum is the source of this 1608-nucleotide messenger RNA. RefSeq names its product sugar porter family MFS transporter. The record is from RefSeq and is a predicted model, not a curated record. NCBI's taxonomy places the organism in Eukaryota, Fungi, Ascomycota, Eurotiomycetes, Eurotiales, Aspergillaceae. The transcript has 3 exons. The coding region runs from base 1 to 1608 and encodes 535 amino acids. Gene Ontology annotation, cellular component: membrane. Gene Ontology annotation, molecular function: carbohydrate:proton symporter activity. Gene Ontology annotation, biological process: transmembrane transport; carbohydrate transport.